Molecule: messenger RNA, 2529 nt
Organism: Carassius auratus (goldfish)
Lineage: Eukaryota; Metazoa; Chordata; Actinopteri; Cypriniformes; Cyprinidae
Product: CMP-N-acetylneuraminate-beta-galactosamide-alpha-2,3-sialyltransferase 4-like
Exons: 12
Coding region: 1215-2231 (338 amino acids)
Biological process (GO): glycolipid biosynthetic process
Molecular function (GO): sialyltransferase activity
Source: RefSeq, a predicted model, not a curated record
ACGCUGGCGCUCAGAAGGAGUGAGAUGGGUGGAGUCCACUUGCAUAGGUUCAGGUGCUGGAGGAGAAGCAAUGGGAAUUGAGGACGGAGGACUGACAGCGGUAGAUGGAUUGUCACAGGCAGAUAAACGUUGAGAAACUCGAAUGGUCUUUUGAAUGAGGUUCUCAAUUCCCAUGGAGUCAUCAUAAACAACCAAUAGCUGACGGAUGUUCGGAUUCAGGCCGUGGCGGAAAGCGGUAAUUAGGGCCGACUCGUUCCAGCCACAGGAUGCCGCCAGGGUGCGAAACUGGAGGGCAUACGUGCUGACAGAGGAGUUUCCUUGACGGAGAUUGUAAAGCUGAUCAUGGACUGAGAGAUCUGAAACUGCCUGGCCAAAGACUUCCUUAAAAUGAGAUAUGAAACCUGACAGGGACUUUAACACUGGGGAAUCUGAAUUCCAAAGGGAUUGUGCCCACUGGAGAGCUCUGCCAGAGAGUAGGGAAAUAAUAAAGGCCACCCGGGCGGAAUCGUCGGUAAACUGAUGUGCUUGCAUUUGGAAAUAUAGUGAAACCUGAAGCAAAAAACCACUGCAAUCCUCCGCCUCACCACUGAACGGCGCUGGUCGGGCCAUGGGACUCGCAGAGGCAGCCGGCGAAGUAGCGGGUGUUUGCGGAAGUUGGUGUCGGCGUGCAGAGUGAAGGAUGGCUUCGGGGAUGGCGGAAGGGUUGUCCGGUAAAGAUGAGCGGAUUGACUGGCACACUGCUCGCACUAGUUCGGCAAACGGGUCUUGAGAUGGAUUCCCUCCAGGCUCCGUAGGAUUCUGCAUCUUCGGUCUGAUCUUCUGUCACGGACGAGACAGGAGGCAGACAGGAUGGUCAGUUUGAGAGUUUUAUUUGCAGAAUGCUCCGAACCAGACGGGAAUAUCAGAAUGAGAGCGAGUAUGGACCAAUAUCGAUUUACUGAACGAUCUCUAAUCACAGGAAGUGGAAGUGGGAUCACCGAAGGAGGACUGAAGGCAGAAGAAGACGGACCAAUCUUUGAGGGUUCUCAGAAGAUUCGCGGAUUCUCAGUUUACAGUCUCCUCGUCACCCCACAGAAGAGAGGGGCGGGGUCAGCAGAGCUCAUUAGCAUUGUAAAGCAACAUGGACUAGAGUAAUGUGCUGAAAACGGAGCUGAUUUUGACAGGCAGAGCAGUAUGGGCAGUUCAGCAAUCAAAGGGCAAAGGCAUGAGUGAAGAUGACCUUAAAAUCAGCCAAAACAUGGAUUUUAAGACUGCUCCCAGUUGUGCUCUUCUUCAUCUGUUACUAUUGCUCCCAGUUCUACUUUGAGAGCUAUGGAGGCAGUGGAAAGUCCCCUCGGCCCACGGUCUCUCUAUGCAACACCUAUCGCAUGAAGAGAAAGUGGGACAGUCUUAAAUUGAACAUGAGCCGGAAGACUGAGCUCUUUCUAAAGCUGGAGGAUUUCUUCUGGAGGGAACAUCUGUCGUCUGAAGCUCUGCCCUACGGUUUUAAAGGCAGCGAGCUCCUGCUUCUGAAGGUUUUGGCAGAGACUCUCAGCUACACAAUGCCAGCUAACAUUGAGAGCAGCUUAGAUUGCAGGACGUGUGCAGUCAUUGGAAACAGCUUUUCCAUAAAAAACAGUUCACUGGGGGAGAUCAUUAACAAAUACAACGUGGUGGUCAGGCUGAAUGACGCCCCGGUGAGAGGCUAUGAGAUGGAUGUUGGUAACAAGACCACGCUACGCCUGUUUUAUCCCGAAUCUGCCUCCUAUAACCCCUAUGUCCACAAUGAGCCGGACACCCUGCAGGUCCUGGUUCCUUUCAAAGAGCAUGACCUCCGCUGGCUCAAAGAGAUCCUGUAUGAUGAGAAGAGGGUCCGAAAGGGUUUCUGGAAGCCUCCGCCCCAGUUCUGGCUCGGCCGGGCCAGUCAGAUCCGUGUCCUGGACCCAUAUUUCCUUCGCAUAACAGCCAGCAAGCUGCUUCAGAUUCCACUGCAACCGCGCAGACAACAGAAACCAGUGCAUCCCACCACUGGCAUUCUGGCUGUGUUUGUGGCUCUAAACUACUGUGACGUCGUGCACGUGGCUGGAUUCGGAUACCCAGAGUUCAGGAACCAGAAACAGCCCAUCCACUAUUACGGAAAGGAGACGAUGAGAUCCAUGAAGAAUUCCUACCACGAUCUCAAUCGAGAGGCUCUGGUGCUGAAGAGACUGGAAGACCAGGGAGCUAUUUUAUAUCUUCAUCCUCAUUCCUGACACCCAACAUCAACACAAAUGAAUAAACACAUACAUAAACGCGUGUAAAUAUGGCAUUACAGACAAUAUCUUCACCUUCGGUCUGACUCGGACUGAACUGAAACUUCACGCUGAACUGAUGUUAGAAGUUUCUGCAUUUCUUUGUGAUUCACCAAUUUAUCUCUGACCUCAAGUAUUUAUAAUGAGUGAAUCUUUCCUGCUUAUUGUUUUGUUUCCUUUCGGGAACUUUUUUUUAAGAAAAGAUCACGACUGGAUAUUUUGUGAACUUCUUAAGUAUUUAAUAAAAGGAUAAUAUGCA